Callorhinchus milii (elephant shark) is the source of this 1792-nucleotide messenger RNA. It is a transcript of the gene fbxl9, whose product is annotated as leucine rich repeat containing 29. Gene Ontology annotation, cellular component: SCF ubiquitin ligase complex. Lineage: Eukaryota; Metazoa; Chordata; Chondrichthyes; Chimaeriformes; Callorhinchidae. Gene Ontology annotation, biological process: SCF-dependent proteasomal ubiquitin-dependent protein catabolic process. Gene Ontology annotation, molecular function: protein binding. The record is from RefSeq and is a predicted model, not a curated record.
CAGGCUGGGGGGGGUGAGUCAGGGUCACACUGCACACACACACACAGUGCCUGGGACUGGACCCACUGGGACCGCGGAGGACGGAGAGGGGAGAAGGAAAGUUCAGCUGCGUUACAAUGUGAGUGAGGAGUGAGGGUCACACAUGUGAGAGAGCUGCCAUUUACAGCCCUGUGGGGACCGGUCAUGCUCUGCCUCACUCUAACCUGAGCAGGAAGGGCAGCAAUCAAAGUGGCUCACAUGUGAGGGGAAGAUGGAAAGCCCAUUGAUGCCCGUGGAGGUGAUCAGGUACAUACUGAGGUUCCUGUGCACAUCAGAUAGAAAGGAGGCAUCACUUGUGAAUAGGACCUGGUAUGCUGCCUCCCUGGACCGGAAUCUGCAGAAAAAUGUCUCGUACAAUAUCCAGGGAUGCUCUGCCUCUCUGGCGGCCAUCGAAGGUUUAGGGAAGAGACGUUGCCCGUGUGUUGCCAUCAGGAACCUCGACGAGUCCGCGGUUUCGAAGCGUGUUGUGCAGAGCGCUGCGCUCCACCUGGCCCCCCACCUGGGGAACCUCUGCUUACACAGCAGCAACAUCAGCGAGGCCGCCUUCAUGACCCUCAUCCCUUGCUGCCUUAACCUGGCCAGGCUGGACAUCAGCAGCUGCAACAGCCUGUUCAUGCCCGGCACCUUACUCUCCAAAGAGGAGAGCAGGCUGCGGACCGUGGCAGCCCUGGUGGGACUCCAGCACUUGAAUCUGUCCAACCUCCGCUUCCUAUCUGAUCUGACCUUCACCCGGCUCACUGACUGCACUCCCAGCCUCAUGUCCAUCUCGCUCAGUGGCUGUCACAUCGCCUUCCGGUUUGACCCGUAUCAGGGCACCAACGCCUGCAAUUCGACCGCUAUGCUCUCGCUGAUCAGCAUCCUCCGCUUCAUCAGGAGACAAGCUCACACGUUGAGGGCUUUGAACUUCAGCCGGACGGGAAUCGGCUGUGAUGCAGUGCGGACCCUGGUCCAGGUGGAGGGGCUGUGCCUGGAGGAGCUAGUGCUGCAGAACUGCAAGGACCUGAGCGAUGAAGCGGUGUCUGCAGUCUGUAGAUGGCAGCCCGGCCUGACCACCCUGGACCUGACCGGCUGUACCGAGCUCACCGACAAGUCUGCCAUCACCAUCGCCUCAGGCUUGCUGAAUCUCAGACAUCUGUACCUGGGCAAGAUCCGACGCCUGACAGACGUGGCGCUGAAAGACUUGCUGUCCAUUCCGUCCCUUCAGACCUUUGACGUGUCCGAGUGCUACCAAAUAACCGGCUCUGAGCUGGUCAAAGGGCUGAGCUCGCAGCAGCCGGUCACCGGCAUUGUAACCCUCAACCUCAACUGCUGCGGUGCGAUGAGGGACGCCAGUGUGUUCUCUUUGGCAAAGCUACUGGGGAGCAGUCUGUGGGAACUGGACCUCACCUCCUGUGUGUACAUUACGGAUAUCAGUGUCCGCGCCAUCACCAGCUACCUCAGGAACCUGAAGGUGCUCCGUCUGGGCUGGUGUAAGGAAAUAACAGACUGGGGGCUACUGGGAAAAGACCAACCUACUAGCAACUGUGGACCCGACAAAGAACAGAGAGCUACUGAGCCCAUGUUUAGCUGGAACUUUGGUAACGUGGGCUUUUGUACUCCACCAAAGUGCAUCAAUGAGGAAUCCCAGAUCAUAACUCAACCCGACAUUGAGAUCUCAAAAGAAAAAGACGGAGCCUCUCUCGGUGCUUUGAUGCGUCUCAAGGAGCUAAAAUUGACUGCCUGCACCAAACUGACAGACGCCAGCAUAACUAAG